AUGCCAAGCUGCAAACACCUGAAUAAUCGCCUGCAAGCACUUAUUCUUACAGGGAUUCAUGUCAAGAAAUGUAUGAGACCAGACCAAAUGAGACCAAAUGUGAAAUUCAUGAUCCCGGCGGCCAGUCUAGUAAUAGCUGGUCUGAGAGAGAAUGUUGAGAGUCUCACAGUUGAUCAGCCCUUCUACCAGCAGUGUGCUGGUGAUGAUUGA
Messenger RNA from Blastomyces dermatitidis ER-3, 210 nucleotides. RefSeq lists its product as uncharacterized. The record is from RefSeq and is a predicted model, not a curated record. Bases 1 to 210 code for a protein of 69 amino acids. Lineage: Eukaryota; Fungi; Ascomycota; Eurotiomycetes; Onygenales; Ajellomycetaceae. The transcript has a single exon.